GGCUUUGCCGGAGGCGCCGGCCCCGUGCGGAGGGAUGCCUGCCCCAUCCCGCUCUGGGCACGCAGGAGCCAGGGCUGCAGCCAGGGGCUCCUCGCGUCCUGCACCCACUGCCCGGAGCCCCGGCCAGCCCCUCCGGGCAGGGCAGGGCCGGCCAGCAGCCCAGGGGUUAAGGUGGCGAGGAACGGUUCAGGUUACUUCCCUUGGAGCCUAAGGAGGAAACUUUCCUCCCGCUGGCUGGCCGAGCUUGCAGAGCAGAGACACGGGAGAGCCAGGCAGGGUGCAGGCAGGGAUGCAGCAGGCAGGAGUCGCAGGGCACGUUGCACCCCGGGGCUGAGCACACCAAGGGCAGGCCGGCGCCCGGGAGCGAACCCAGGAGUCCUGGCCCGCAGCCCGCGCCCGUCCCCGCAGCGCCGGUGCCUCCCGGUGCAAGCCCAGCGCUGCAGCCAGGCGGGGAGGCAGGUGCGCGGAGAGCGCGGCGCCGGGGGCCGUCCCCCCCCCCGAGCCUCAUGGCCAUUUAAUACUUCACCCAUUAACCUGGACUAAUAAACCUCGUGGGAGCAAGAGGCUAAAAGCUGUGCCAGGCGGGCAGAGCCUCCUUCCCCAGCGCUGCUCCCGCAGUGCCACCAUGGCGGCAGGCUUCUUCAUCAGCAAGAGCGUCGGCAUCGUGGCCAUCGUGCUGGCCCUGGGGGCCGUGGCCACCAUCAUCGCGCUCUCCGUGGUGUACGCGCAGGAGAAGAACAAGACCUCGGAGCCUGCCACCCCCUCCACCACCACCACCACCACCGCUUCCACCACCACCGCCCCCAACAACCUCUGGAACCAGUGGAGACUGCCCACGACGCUGAAGCCGGAGAGCUACGAGGUGACCCUGAGGCCCUUCCUGAAGCCCAAUAACAACCAGAUGUACAUCUUCACGGGCAACAGCACUGUGGUCUUCGUCUGCGAGGAGCCCACCGACAUCAUCCUCAUCCACAGCAACAAGCUGAACUACACCAUGCAGGGGGCCUUCCACACCUCACUGCAGGCAGUGAAUGGCUCUAGCCCACCUGCCAUCACCAAGACCUGGCUGGAGACCACCACCCAGUACCUGGUGGUGCAGCUGGCAGCACAGCUGCAGAAGGGCCACUACUACAGGCUCUUCAGCAUCUUCACCGGGGAGCUGGCCGAUGACCUGGCUGGCUUUUAUCGCAGCGAAUAUGUGGAUGGGACGGAGACCAAGGUCGUGGCCACGACUCAGAUGCAGGCAGCCGACGCGCGGAAAGCCUUCCCCUGCUUUGACGAGCCUGCCAUGAAAGCCAACUUCACGGUCACCAUCAUCCACCCGACCGACCACAAGGCGAUUUCCAACAUGCCUGCCAAGAGCACCCGGCAGCAGCAGAUUGACGGGGAGAACUGGAACGUCACCGAGUUCCUGACCACCCCCAAGAUGUCCACCUACCUGCUGGCCUUCAUCGUCAGCCAGUUUGAGAGCGUGGAGAACAACACGGGGAGCAUACAGAUCCGCAUCUGGGGCCGCCCCCAGGCCAUCGCCGAGGGCCAGGGCAGCUACGCACUCCAGGUGACCGGGCCUAUCUUCAGCUUCUUCGAGCGACACUACAACACGCCGUACCCGCUGCCCAAGUCCGACCAGGUUGGCCUCCCGGACUUCAAUGCGGGCGCGAUGGAGAACUGGGGGCUGGUGACCUACCGGGAGAACUCGCUGCUCUACGACAACGCCUUCUCCUCCAUCGGCAACAAGGAGCGGGUGGUGACCGUCAUCGCCCACGAGCUGGCCCACCAGUGGUUCGGGAACCUGGUGACGCUGCGCUGGUGGAACGACCUGUGGCUCAACGAGGGCUUCGCCUCCUACGUGGAGUACCUGGGCGCCGACUCGGCAGAGCCCUCCUGGGGCAUCAAGGACCUCAUGGUGCUCAACGAGCUGUACACGGUGAUGGCGACCGAUGCCCUGGCCACCUCCCACCCGCUCUCCUUCAGCGAGCAGGAGAUCAACACCCCAGCCCAGAUCAGCGAGGUCUUCGACACCAUCGCCUACAGCAAGGGAGCCUCGGUGCUGCGGAUGCUCUCUGACUUCCUCACCGAGGACGUGUUCAAGGAGGGGCUGCAGUCCUACCUCCACACCUUCGCCUACGGAAACACCGUCUACACCGACCUCUGGGCUCAUCUGCAGACGGCUGUCGACAAGAACAACGUCUCCCUGCCCGGCUCUAUCAGCCAAAUCAUGGACCGCUGGACACUGCAGAUGGGCUUCCCCGUCGUCACCGUGAACACACUCGAUGGCACCAUCAGCCAGAGGCACUUCCUCCUGGACCCCACCUCCAAGGUGGACCGACCUUCCUCCUUCAACUACACCUGGAUCGUCCCCAUCACCUGGCAGACGUCCAACAGCACCGAGAAGAAGUACUGGCUGGAGGACGUCUCAGCCACCUACAGCGAGUUCAAGGUGAGCAGCCCCGACUGGCUCCUGCUGAACCUCAGGGUGAGCGGGUACUUCCGCGUCAACUACAACCAGGAGAACUGGGACCAGCUCCUCAACCAGCUCUCCAGGAACCACCUGGCCAUCCCCGUCAUCAACCGGGCCCAGAUCAUCGAUGAUGCCUUCAACCUGGCCAGGGCCGAGUACCUCAGCGUGACGGUGGCCUUGAACACCACGCGGUUCCUGAGCAAGGAGACGGCGUACAUGCCCUGGCAGGCGGCGCUCAACAACCUCGCCUACUUGGAGCUGAUGUUCGACCGCACCGAGGUGUUCGGGGUGAUGACGAGGUACAUCCAGAAGCAGGUGACGCCCCUGUUCCAGCACUACAAGAACGUCACCAACGACUGGGCCGACCUCCCCAGCGGCCUCAUGGACCAGUACAACGAGAUCAAUGCCAUCAGCACCGCCUGCUCCUACGGCAUCUCCGAGUGCCAGCAGCUGGCCACCACCUUGCUUGACGAGUGGCAGAAGAACUCCAGCAACAACCCGAUCCCCCCGAACCUGCGCUCCGCCAUCUACUGCAGCGCGGUGGCCACCGGCGGCGAGAAGACCUGGGACUUCAUCUGGCAGAGGUUCCGCGCGGCCACCGUGGUGUCCGAGGCAGACAAGCUCCGCUCGGCCCUGGCCUGCAGCACUGAGCCCUGGAUCCUCAACAGGUACCUGCAGUACACCAUCGAUCCCACCAAGAUCCGGAAGCAGGACGCCACCUCCACCAUCAACAGCAUCGCCAGGAACGUGGUGGGGCAGCCCCUGGCCUGGGACUUCAUCCGCAGCAACUGGAAGACGCUUUUCGGGCAGUACGGCGGCGGCUCUUUCUCCUUCUCCCGCCUGAUUUCUUCGGUGACCCAGCGGUUUUCGACGGAGUUUGAGCUGCAGCAGCUGGAGCAGUUUAAGGUGGACAACCAGGACACAGGCUUCGGGUCAGGGACGCGCGCGCUGGAGCAGGCGCUGGAGAAGACGAGAGCCAACAUCAACUGGGUGAAGGCGAACAAGCAGACGGUGCUGGCCUGGUUCCAGGGCGAAACGGGCUCUAGCUAACCGCGCGCGGUGCCGCGCCGUGCCGCACCACGCACCUUCCUUCGGGACUGGCCGCCGGGCCGGCCGGGGUGGGAUGGGCUCUGCGGGGACCCACCGACGCUCCCAGACCCCGCCGCCCUCGGCGGCCAGGCCGGACUCUCGCCCGCUCCCGACGUCCCCUACACUCCACCCGCCUCUGCCCCCGGCCUCCGGAUGCUGCAGCCCGGCUGCCCCUGCCACCGCGCUCCUUUGCUGCUCCCGAUGGGAACGCGCCGCUGCCCGUGCAGCCGCCGUUGCCUCCGGCAGUGCCCAGCGCCCGUGUGACGGGCAGAGGAGGGGCUGGACCGCGAAGGCUUGGGGCUGCCGGCGGGGCCCCGCUGCCCCACGGCUGCCGGAGGCCGAGGCGCUGCUGGGCUCCGUGAAGGCCCGUGGGAGGUCUCCGAUGCUGUAAAUAAAAGGCUGCACGUGA
Rhea pennata is the source of this 3959-nucleotide messenger RNA. It is a transcript of the gene ANPEP, whose product is annotated as alanyl aminopeptidase, membrane. The transcript has 21 exons. The record is from RefSeq and is a predicted model, not a curated record. Gene Ontology annotation, biological process: proteolysis; peptide catabolic process. Gene Ontology annotation, molecular function: peptide binding; zinc ion binding; metalloaminopeptidase activity. Gene Ontology annotation, cellular component: plasma membrane; cytoplasm. Bases 626 to 3511 code for a protein of 961 amino acids. NCBI's taxonomy places the organism in Eukaryota, Metazoa, Chordata, Aves, Rheiformes, Rheidae.